Molecule: messenger RNA, 422 nt
Organism: Aricia agestis (brown argus)
Lineage: Eukaryota; Metazoa; Arthropoda; Insecta; Lepidoptera; Lycaenidae
Exons: 2
Coding region: 35-397 (120 amino acids)
Source: RefSeq, a predicted model, not a curated record
UCAUUUUGCAGCAUAUUAUUCUAAUGUAAAAUAAAUGUACGGUGUAUUCACUAAUGUUUUAUGGUAUAUUGAAUUCGUUUUUAUGGCAAUAUUAAUAACUGGAUUCUUCUGUUUGGUUCUGUACAUAGGAAAUUCCAAUUACAGUACAUACAAUGCACAAUUUGAUAUGCGCCGAAGAUUUCAAAACUUCCAAGGACCGCAAAGUUCCCGAUUUCCAAAAAACGAGGACAGAAAUAUUGAUUUGAAUCGACGUGAUACUCGGCCGAUUUGCUGCGACUUAGGCUGCAUUUGGUUCUGCAGUCUCAUAGGCAGCGUCGCCAUUAUUGCGGUCUGCUACUGGGGAGCUUACACCUUUAUUUCGGAAACCAAUCUCAAGUUCGGCUUGUUUGUUCCUUAGAAUUUAUUACUAAAUAAAAUUAUUC